Molecule: messenger RNA, 721 nt
Organism: Ornithorhynchus anatinus (platypus)
Lineage: Eukaryota; Metazoa; Chordata; Mammalia; Monotremata; Ornithorhynchidae
Gene: MRPL40
Product: mitochondrial ribosomal protein L40
Exons: 4
Coding region: 16-624 (202 amino acids)
Cellular component (GO): mitochondrial large ribosomal subunit; mitochondrial ribosome
Source: RefSeq, a predicted model, not a curated record
GACGUGCGCGUGGCCAUGGCGGGAGCGGCAGCGGCGCUGCUGGGGGCCGCGCGCGGCCUGUUCCCGCCCCGGCACCUUCCCGUCCGAGAGAACCACUGGCAGACGUCGCUGCUGGCGCUGCGGGCGGCCCUGCCCCUGAGGGCGGAGCCCAUGAAGAAGAAGAAGCGGGUGGACCCGAAGAAGGACCAGGCGGUCAGGGACCGGCUGAAGAAGAAGCUGAGGCGCAUGGAGCGGGCGGCCCAGGAGCUGGUCCCCAUCGAGGACUUCAUCACCCCCGUGAGAUACACGGACGGCGACAGGAAGCGGGCGGCGGUGACGCUGUCGGAGGAAGAGGAGGAGCGGCGGGCCCAUCUGAUGAAGCUGUGGGCGGCCUACAAGCAGAAGGAGCACGAGGCGGAGCGGGCCACCGUGCGGGCCCUGCUGGCCUCCCAGGAAGAGGCCCUGCGGGAGCUGCUCCUCGAGGCCCCCGCCCUGCACCGCGCCGCCCUGGCCCGGGACCCCCACCUCUUCCCCUUCGACAGGGAGGGGCCCCGCCACAGCCCCCCCAUCCCCGGCUACGAGGCCCCCGAAGGGAAAUACAAGGACGUGACCAGGGUGUACACGCAGGUGGAGACCAAGAGGUAGAGCCGGCGGCCCCGUCCCCUACUGUCCCGGCCCGCCGGGCCCCCCUCCCCUCCCCCCCCGGCUGCCGCUCUGGAAUAAAGGCAGGACGGACGUGGGA